Molecule: messenger RNA, 1437 nt
Organism: Babesia bigemina
Lineage: Eukaryota; Apicomplexa; Aconoidasida; Piroplasmida; Babesiidae
Exons: 2
Coding region: 1-1437 (478 amino acids)
Source: RefSeq, a predicted model, not a curated record
AUGGCGGACUACAACCAGCAGUUGGCCGAUGCACAUCUCGGCGUAGAUCGCCGCACACCCACCGAGGUCAACCUGAGAAAGGCGGCCGUGCUAUACGAGAUAUUCCAGCGAGUGGGAGCCAUCGACCUCUACUUUGGGCUGCAGAAUGACCCGAACGCCAACAACCGCAACACCUCGAGUAGCGCGUCAGCGUACCGCCAUGGCGACCCACGCAUGCUGCGUCAGCUGUCUGGCGAGAGCCACGAUACCGCAACGACUGUCAGCGAACCCAAGGCAGUGCAGAAAGUCUUCACAGUCGAUGAGCUGUACCGAUCCAGGCUACUGGGCAGGUCUGACAGCGAUUCCUUCACGCCGCAGCCCACCGACACAGGGACUUUUUCAGAGGGAGUGCCCGAUGGUGGUGCGGCGGAUGCGCCGAAUGACGAAACUUCAGAAAGCAUUCCUCGCACCACCUCUGCGAAAAAUCGCGUGAAUUCGACGACUUUUUGUAGCGCGAGGCAGGCGGAGGACGCGUCUCUAGAUCAGGCUAGUGCGAGAAAUUCGGAUGCGUUCUCCAUGGACACAAACAGAUCGGCAACGCAGCCUCAGGGAAGCACCAUGGCUGUUGGCCCGUCCAAACCGUCGACAAUGCGUAGCAUCGGAUGGUCGUUGGAAAAAUCAGAGAACGAUCGUUCGAAAUCGCACUUUCGCAGCUACGCCCCGCCCAAGCCCAGCGAAUCUGUGGCGUGGAAGGACGACAAUGGCACCCUGUUAUUCGCGGAGUCACUGGACAUCAGCCGCAUUUACAAGUCUUCAAGCGGUGUCACGUCCAGAGCUUCGGCAGACAACACCAAUUGCAGCUUCAUGUCAUUUCCGUAUUGCUCCCAACCUACUAUCGAGCCAACGGCCUGCGGGUGUAACCCGGAGAAAUUGCGCAUCUUUGCCUGGAUUCAGGACUGGUUCGUGCCCAAUCUCCUGUCGGCCAUGAGCUGCUUUGGCUCCGUCGCACUGUUUUGCGGCGAUCGGCUGAGGCAAUACUUCACCCCCCUCGAAAUCAGCAAUGCGUCGCGAAGUUUCGACGAGGUGUUCCUUUCGAGCCUCGAAUUCGCCAUCCUCAAGGACGACAUGACCCGCUGCUACUUCAACAUAACGGACGACCGCAAGGAGCACCUGAUGAUGCGCGAGGUUGACGACUUCCGCCGGCUGUACAUGCGAAAGCGCAUAAACUUCGAGGAGUUUUGCCUGCACUUUGCUCCAUACCUGUCGCAAAAGCCAGAGGAAUACACACGCAACAAGAGCACAGACGACGCAGACGAGCUGAUGCAGCGCCGAGCACUCAGGCGGGUGCUGGAGAAGAGCCUCUACGGUCUGUCCGUCGAGCGGCCGAAUGAGUUCGUCAACAGGCAGUGUAUGCUCAAGCCGUACCAGAUGAUCGAGCCCAUACCACCGAAAACGUAA